Messenger RNA from Penicillium paradoxum, 4338 nucleotides. Its product is annotated as GTP-Rho binding exocyst subunit SEC3. Gene Ontology annotation, molecular function: phosphatidylinositol-4,5-bisphosphate binding. The transcript is spliced from 4 exons. Gene Ontology annotation, biological process: exocytosis; Golgi to plasma membrane transport. NCBI's taxonomy places the organism in Eukaryota, Fungi, Ascomycota, Eurotiomycetes, Eurotiales, Aspergillaceae. The coding region runs from base 1 to 4338 and encodes 1445 amino acids. The record is from RefSeq and is a predicted model, not a curated record. Gene Ontology annotation, cellular component: exocyst; plasma membrane.
AUGAAUGGCAGAGAUCGUCCCCGCGGUCCUCCGCUAGGGCUGCCACCACGUCGUGGAGAUAUGCAGUCCGAUGCCGGCUCAAGCCCCAGCACUAUGUCACGAGGGGACGCCUUUGAAGAUGAGAAGAGGCGGAUCAUUCAUAGUUGUUUCGCGAAAAAAGACGAAGAAGGUCUCCUGCUGGAGUCCUAUAUCACCCACGUUCGUAUCACUGAAGACUCGGCGCAUCCGUCCAGUCCUUCCCCGCCAAAUGGGCCGCCGGAGAACAAGAAACCCCGAAUCAUUAUUAUUUCGGUCCGGAAGUCAGGCCGAGUUCGCGUGCAUAAAGCUCGAGAGAAUGGCGAUGGGUCCUUUUCCAUCGGAAAAACCUGGAUGCUUGACGACUUGAGUUCAAUUCAAUCAUUCGCCUCUUUUGUGCCGAAAACAUCAGGGGAGCAGCAACAGAAGGAAUGGGCAGGCAAUGUUGGAUUUACGGUCAUCAUUGGAAAGCCAUACUACUGGCAUGCUAGGACUGCCAAGGAAAAGGACUUUUUCAUCGGUAGCUUGGUCAAGAUCUACAGAAAAUACACUAAUGGCAAGGUCCCCAUUCUCAUCGGGUUUGAUGACAGAGAGCGACAAAUGCUGGCAAAGCAUGGGCAAUCAGGACAAGCAGGCGGUUCCUCAAGCGGCCCCCCGCCAAGGGGACCUGGUCCAAUGCCUUCGUCUUCCGACAGCGCAGUCCCUUCUUCGUUACAACCGUCCUACAGAGGACAUGAUACUAGUCGCGAUGGGCCUCGGGAGCCAAAAAGGAACCCUUCUGAAGAUCCCACUCUCCGCGUCAAAAAGAGCCGGGAGCAAAUGUCCCGACCAUCAACCGGUUCUCGGCCAUCUACAGGACAAAGCAGACCGGCGCCAUCUCCCUUUGACCUGCAUAAAUCCCCUCCUUCGUCGCUUCUUGCCGGGGCGCAUGUGGAUAAACAACCCCCUCCACGCGCCGCUGAACGUAUGACAGCAAACACAAAACCUCCUAGCUCAGCACCAGAACCGAGAGGUACAGAACCACCUCCUAAUUUAACUCCUGCAGCACAAGCCAACAGCUAUGGCGGUAUUCCCGAUUCGCUUCGUCCAUCUACUGGUCGUAGCCAGGAUCGUGGUGCCAAACCACCAGCUCUUGCCACCCAACCACUCUCAAACAAGGCCCCGGAGUUUAUGCAUGGUAACGAUACACUUCGUCCUACGACCGCUGGGUCCUACAAUAAUGAACGUGGGGAUACAGCCCCACGUCCGGCGCCUAGCUUUGGACCAAAGUCUCCCCAACGCGAUCCUAGUGAAAAGGCCUUUCCGUUCACCCAGUCGAAUGUCUCUCAAGAGAGACAUAUACCAGAUGCCCUAUCCGCCGGUAGUUCUCCACAGCCUCGAGAACCGUCAUCAUCGCCUGGAAUUGAAGAUCUGGCUGCAGAGCCUGCCGCUAUUUUGGCUGCGAACCUGGCCUCGGAAGAGCCUAUUCAGCCGCCUCAGGAAAAGUCUCCUAUCGAUGCCCCCGUUGCCACAGAGUCGCCAUCUAAAGCUACCCCAGCGCAGGUCGAAGAAACUGAUGAAUCUCAGCCGCAUCGACCGGGUCUUGGUCCUAUGGUCAAUAUGGUCAAGAAGAAAGAAGGCAAAGACAUUGCAGGCGCCUGGAGAAAGGCGGCAAGUGCUGCAGGUGCUUUCAAACCCAGAGCAGGUGGAGCUGGUGAGCGACUGCUGGCAGCCGCGAAGAAGUCACAAGUCGAUGUCGCGGGUCCCGAUGGCAUCACGAGCGUUGUUCCAGCCCCAUCCCUUACCCGAUCGGCAACAGAUCCCCCGCCUAGCCCAUUGGCAACAAAGCCGGAACAAGAACUAAAUGCCCCUCCGCCUGUUAAAGACCCAGGAACGCCGACUGUAGAAAUUACGGAGCCAGCCCUUGAGCAGACUCCGGUGGCCCCGGUCGAAAGCCCUGAGGUCUCCCAGGAGAAGCUCACUGAUGUUGUUGUGACGGUUGAAGACCGCUCAAGAACCCCAUCCCCCGCAGCCGCAGCCCAAGGACGUCGUCGCAGACAUCGUGAGGAUCACACCAUAAAAUAUUGCCUGGCUCUCGGGAUCAAUCCCAACAUUCUCGACGGACGCGGUGUCGAUUUCGAUGAUAUUCUCACUGACCUGGGCUGGAACGGACGAUUGGCGGACGAACAGAAGAUUGAAGACCUUGAAGCAGAUGUUCGCCGUGAAAUUGGCCGUGUCGAAGCCACCAGCUGGCUUGGCAACCUUGAACAGCAGGAAGGAAAGGUGGAACAACUGGCGAGCUUGAUUGACAGAACGAUCGAGGAAUGUGAUGAGUUGGAUGGUCUAUUGACCCUUUACUCUCAUGAACUGAACACUCUUCACGAGGAUGUUGCCUAUAUUGAAGCUCAGGGCCAGGGUCUGCAGGUCCAAACAGCAAAUCAAAAGCUUUUGCAAAACGAACUUCAAACUCUUCUAAAGACGCUGUCAAUCUCUUCAUCCGACCUUGGGCCCCUCAAGGAGGCUUCUUUGAGCAAUCCCGAUGGGUUGAGGGACACCGAAAGCGCUCUGUCGACCUUGUAUAAAGCCAUGCUUACGAUCGACUCUGACAUUGGACAAAACAAGAAGCGUCAAGUCGAUGCUAGUGUUGGUGUCUACGCUGAUACCGAGAUUGGUCAGAUGCGUGCCAUCAAGCAAAAGAAGGAAGAAUAUCGUUCCAUGGCAAUUCUGUUCCUCAACCGAUUGCAACAGUUCAUGGCCCUUGCAUUCAAAAUGGCUGAACAACAGCGGAUUGAUUUUCCCAAUGGCGAUAAAGAUUCUGUCCAAUUGGAUAGUGCCGCGCGCGGAAACUUCCGUCAAGAGAUUUGGCGGUAUAGUGCCAUGAUGCUUUUUGCUAAGGAGGUUAGCAUGGCAGAGUGGCAUAGCCUUGUUGGUCUCUAUGAACAGCAGUCCAAGCCUUCAUACCAGGGCGAAUUCCGCGAUAAUAACUUGGCUUGGAAGAAAACUGCACGCAAACCAACUGGAGAUGAGCAGGAACUCCUCUUCACACAUCAAGAGAAAGAGAAAGAAACCGAGGGCCUUACUAUGGCUGCACGGAAACUGACUGUGCGCCGAGGCAAGACGGUGCGGGCUGCCGCUGGGCUUCGAUUGGCUUCGGGUGGGAAGAAGCAAGGAAGGGCUGAACCAUCUGAGGCAUUCGCUGGCACGUUGCGGGAGACAUUGAGAAUGAUGGCCCAAGAGCAGAACUUUAUUGUUCGAUUCUUCCACCUCGAUUCCCUUGCAACCGCCGAUUAUUCCGACAUAGUGUCUGCCACUAUUCCGGAAAACCGUAUUUGUCCCGAUUUCUCUGCCAACCAGUCGCAUGACCCCGAUCGGGAAAUGGCAAAGAGAGUCGAGCAGAUUAUGGAUGAGGUCUACUCCUUUUGGCCAAAUGACAUGCAGAGCAUGGUGGAUUGGGCGAUGCAGGCCGAUCCUCUGCAAGGAAUCGGUAUCCUCCAUGCGGUGGAGACUGCCAUGAAUGACUUUGAUGACACAAAUCAAGAGUUCAUCCUUCAUGCACUGCAGAAAAUCCAUUCGCGCUUGAUGGGAUUGUUCAACCGAUUUGUAGAUGAACAAAUUCGGGGCAUUGAGGACACCAAAGUCAAGGUGAACAAGAGAAAGGGGGUGAUUUCCUUCAUGCGGGUGUUCCCCAACUUCUCCAAUGCAGUAGAAAGCAUGCUGUCAUCCCCAUCCGGUGCGUUCUGUGACAUUCGCUCCAACGUCAAUGAGGCGUACGACCGUAUCAAUCGUGCGAUGUGGGAGUCACUCAAGUUUAUUGCCAAGGAAGCACCCGGUCAACCUCCGGGUGUCGCUGCGGGUGCAGGUGAUCCAGAAGACAAGGAAAUUCUGAACUACCACAUCCUCCUCAUUGAAAACAUGAACCACUACAUUGAGGAAGUGGAUAUGCACAACAUCCCCGCGCUCGCACGCUGGGUCGACCGGGCCCAUCAGGAUUUCCAGGAGCACAUGAAGCUAUACCUCGAUGCGAUCGUCUACCGCCCACUCGGCAAACUCAUUGAUUUCGUGCAAUCAAUUGACAACCUCCUCGCUGCAGAAGAUUGUCUCCCCCACGACAACAAAGAAAUCCGCCGUGGCAUCGAAAUGCUCAAGAAGCGUGUUGAGAAGCACUUUGGCGAUGCCGACGAUCCUGGUCUUAGUCGCAGUCUUGUUGUCAAGGUUCUUCGUGAAUGCGAAAACCGCUAUGAGGCUAUAUACGACCGCACGCGACAGGUUAUUGAAGAAGUCUAUGAGGGCCAACUGGAUCUGGACUGGCGCAAGGAAGAGACCCUUAGCAUGUUCCGGAAAUGA